UCUUCCGGGGCUGCGUCAGGAGAGCGCCCGGGGCGGCGUGCGGCGGCCUCUGCGGUAAGCGCCUCCCUGCUGGAGGCUGGCGGCGCCGAGGUGCCCAUGGCUGCCGCGCACCCAGCAAGGAAAUCUCCAGACUCGAUGUGCGUGAAGACGGGGAGAAGAAAACUUCUGGCUUUUGCCUGGCUGCAUCAGUUGCCUGCCUGGGUGCAACACACUCAAUACAGAAGCCAACAAACAGAAAUGAUAAGCUGGAAAUGUGCAAAACAUCUGCUCUAGAAAGAAAGGUUUCCUCAUUUUGGAUGAAUGUUCUCACAGGCUAAGAGAGUGAUUUUUGGGAAAAGAGAUUUUACCAUUUUUUGUCUUUUUAAGAGGCAGAAAGGACUCGUAGAACAAGCAUUUUGAAACUCAAGUUUAUAGACACUGACGGCCCUUGGGCUUUUAUAAUAAAUGUCCUCAUGCAAACUGCAUUAUAUAACUUUCUUUGAACUAACAGUGAGAUAAUUUCUUCUUGUCAUGGCACUCCUUUCUCAAGUUAGUCAACAGGGUUUUCAGGCCUUGCUGUGGAAAUGUCGUCUGUUCUGGCCUGUUUCAAGAUUCCAGCAACUGUUUGCAGUUUCUUUCAGCAUCCCCAACGGGGAAAAGAUUAACUAUUUCAGUUUUAUGACUUCUUCCAGCACUGCAUUACCAGUGAGUCCCAAAGGAACUGAUGUCGUUCCUACGAAGAAAAGGUCUGAAAUUGAUUAUGAGGAAGAAAAAGGAUGGGAUGAUGAGACUAAAGAAGUAUCUGAAGGGAAACUCCACUCUUCUUCCUCUGUUGGAGCUCCAAAGAAGCAGUUAAUGAGUCAAGUUCUGUCAAGGCAUAAGUUUAGCCGCAUACAGCCUCCAGAAAAACCCCUGAAGUCUGAGGAGUGGAACAGACUGAGGGAAAACUUUCAAUCACCUGAAGUAUUUGAAGAAGUCAUGCUUAACAGUAUGAUCAAAUCCAACAGCCCCAUUGAUGUGGCUAAGUCCUUGCUGACCCAGGUAGCACAGAGUAAUGGUGACAUUGCAUAUAAUUUGUUGGUCAAAUAUCUGGCAUUGUGUGUCCAGCAGGGGCAGACUGCAGAAAUUCAGGAAAUGUAUGAUAUAAUGAAAAUCAGAUUUAAGACUUUAGAAAGUGGGGCUUACAGCCUUCUUAUCAAGGGGCUGAGUAAUUCAGAUCAAUGGAAGAUGGCCUUGAGUCUUUUGGAAGAAGUAAAAAAGAUUAUGAUUCCCUCACGGACAAACUAUGAAUCCUGUAUCAAAGCAGCUGGUCGUCACCAAGAAAUGAGCCUUGCAUUUGAACUUUACCAUGACAUGUUGUCUAAGGAUUUGAUGCCAACCUUGGAUAUCCUGAAGGCCUUAUUUGACUUCAGCAGGGGUAUGAAAGAUGCUGAGUUACAAAAAGAGCUGUUUGGUAUCCUCUUACAUUUGAGAGAAAACCAGAUAUACCCUCACAAAACAUUUAUGCGGAGUAUAAAGCUAUGGUUUGAAAGUAUACCAGGAGGGAACUGGAGAGGACACUUGACCAACAUCAAAGACAGCGGACAGUGCCCAGUUUGCAGCCACCAGUUGGAGGACAGUGACCUCACUGAAGAGGAGUAUAAUAAUCUUAGAGAAAGAAUAAUAAAGGAUGUGAUACAUGGAACUGACACUUUUAGAAAGACAAGUCCACAGGAAUUCGAAGCCUUUCAAACGUUUGUGGAAAACAGGCUUCCAUUUGAUAUCGUUAUUGAUGGACUCAAUGUUUCCCACAUAAAACUCAAAAAGAUGCAGUGUGAAAAUCUAUUUGAUGCUGUCAACUACUUGGCAAAAGGGAAAACCCGAGUGCUUGUGCUGGGACGCAAACACAUGCUGUCCAACUCUUCAAAUUGGAGAAGAGAGAUUAUGAAGGAGAUGCAGAGUAAGGCAGACUUCUUCUUCGCUGAAAAUAUCUCUGAAGACGAUGCCUUCUUGUUAUACGCCACUCUUCAAUCAGGCAAACAUUGCAAGUUUGUUACUAGAGACUUCCUCCGGGAUCACAAGGCUUGUCUUACCGACAGCCUGACACGUCACCUCUUCCGUAAGUGGCAGCGUGGACACCAAAUCGUGUUUUCCCCUUCUGAAGGAGGAAAGCCUAUUAAAUUUUUGCCUGCUUUCCGUUAUGACUGUGUGGUACAAACCACAGGUGAUACUUGGCAUAUCCCCUAUAAAGACAUCUUUGAGGAAAAAUAUUCAUAUCAAGUGCCAAGAAAAUGGCUCUGCAUUCAAAGGAAAUGAUGAAGAUUGCACAAUCUGAAGCUGCUUUGUUUUGGUUUUUGUUUUGGUUUUUUUUUAAUCAAUGUUGCUGAACUAAGAGAACUCAGAGGUACAAUCAUGGGAUUAAUGUGUGAGACCUGUAACUAAAGAAAAUUCAGCAACUGUGUUUUAUCAAAAUCAUUCCUGCAGUAAAUCUGUUAACACCUAUGGUGGUCCACCAGGGAUGAAUUAGGUCCAUCGUUACAGGCAUUUUCUUUGGCCUCUCAAUGUGAUUUGAAUUAAAACUUGGUUUUCUCUCUUGGA
Messenger RNA from Calypte anna (Anna's hummingbird), 2556 nucleotides. RefSeq names its product protein only RNase P catalytic subunit (gene PRORP). The coding region runs from base 511 to 2274 and encodes 587 amino acids. Gene Ontology annotation, molecular function: protein binding; ribonuclease P activity. Gene Ontology annotation, cellular component: mitochondrial ribonuclease P complex; mitochondrion. The transcript has 8 exons. Gene Ontology annotation, biological process: mitochondrial tRNA 5'-end processing; tRNA 5'-leader removal. The record is from RefSeq and is a predicted model, not a curated record. NCBI's taxonomy places the organism in Eukaryota, Metazoa, Chordata, Aves, Apodiformes, Trochilidae.